Molecule: messenger RNA, 2466 nt
Organism: Bombyx mandarina (wild silkworm)
Lineage: Eukaryota; Metazoa; Arthropoda; Insecta; Lepidoptera; Bombycidae
Product: cAMP-dependent protein kinase catalytic subunit alpha
Biological process (GO): potassium ion transmembrane transport; stabilization of membrane potential; protein phosphorylation
Cellular component (GO): nucleus; cAMP-dependent protein kinase complex; plasma membrane
Molecular function (GO): cAMP-dependent protein kinase activity; outward rectifier potassium channel activity; ATP binding
Source: RefSeq, a predicted model, not a curated record
UUCAAACUCUGUGAUGUAGAAUUUUAUUAUGAACAUACCGGAAUAUAAAAUAUGGUAAAAUUGAAAAGGACAAAGUGUUAAAAUGUGUAAAAAUGAGAAGAACGUGUCAUGGGAGACGGAGGCACUUAUGGGUGCAAAGCCUGAAUCGAGAUGGAGCAAUUUCUGUCCAAGAGAAGCCUUGUCCCAUGUUGGUUUAUUCGUUGCGUUAAUGCUGUACACAGCUGGCGGCGGAUUGGUAUUCCGUGCGUUAGAGUAUCCAGCUGAAAUGGCUAAACAGGAUUUUCAUAGGGAACGUGUUCUAAGUGAAAGAUGGAAUUUAAUACGUUUUGUAGCUCAAUGGACAAACGGGACUGAGUAUUUUAAUGGCGUUGAAGAGCUGCUAAGCCAUCAUUUAGCUAUUUACGAAAAGGUGUUAGAAGAAGCGUCAUCAGAUGGCAUAUCGUUAGAAGUAGAAAAGAAUUUCCCACCAACCGAAGAAAGAUGGAGCAUUUUGCAAGCUGUAUUUUUUUCUUCAACAGUGCUCACUACUAUAGGUUACGGUAACAUAGUGCCGGUAACAUUUUGGGGAAGGUUGUUUUGUAUCGCUUACGCCUUGAUAGGAAUACCAUUCACAUUAACGGUCAUCGCUGAUCUAGGCAGAGUUUUCGCUACAUGUGUUUCCUUUAUCGCUAAACAUCUACCGUCACCACCUAAAUGUUGUACAAGAGUGACAGAAGCCAAUCCUGCCGGUCAGAGAUCUCUUUACGCACUCGGAGCAGUUGGGUUUUUGUUUGUGUAUCUGUCAGCUGGGGCUGGCUUGUUCAAGAUGUGGGAGGAUGAUUGGACCUUCUACGAUGGAUUCUAUUUUUGUUUCAUCACGAUGACGACCAUUGGAUUCGGAGAUAUUGUACCAAAGAGACCGAAAUACAUGCUGCUUUGUACGUUGUACAUUUUGAUUGGUUUGGCGCUAACCUCAACUAUUAUUGAGCUGGUGCGGAGACAGUACGCAAGAUCUUGGCAGCAAUUGCGCGCGCUGUCUGGUCCCCUAGCUGACACGCUGAGAAGACUAGGCGACGCCGGCCGAGGUGUCGACGUCUCUAGCCUACACAGUGACCUUAGGAAAGUUUUAACUGUGGUUACAAUGCCGCGUCUGAGCAGCGCCGGUGGUGGAGCACUAUCGGAAAAGCGUCGCUUAGAACUGGAGGCAGCCGUCGAAGCGGUCAUCAGGGACAUCACAUCUCCAGUACAGCAAAAGCCUCCGAUCGUCCAAAUUGUCAUUUACGAAUCGUCUGUUUGAAUUACUUUUUGACUCUUUCCAAUGCUAUCGAGCUUAGGCGUGUUUAAAAUGCUGCAAUUCUGCAAAAGAUAUACUUUGAAAAAUACGUAUGCCCAGCCAGCAAAUUGGUGACGCUGAAUAAAAUUAAAUGUGGUGUGUUUAUAGUUCAAGCGUUUUAUCGAAAAAAAAAAUCUUGACAUUCGAAUAAUUCGAAUAAAAUGUCUGUGCUUCGACAUUGAUCUAAUAUACAAAAUAUUCUUAAUUUUACGCAUAGAUUAUGUAUAUUGAUAUUGUUAUGGUGUCGGAUCACGGAGUUCUUUUUGCGUGCUUUUCAAGCAUUAUGAUAAGUUCAAGGGUGUUUCACUUCUAUAUUAACAUGCUAUUAGCACUGCCUUCAUGAGACACGGCACAAUAUUGUUAAGAUUUACUGUACAUUUUGGAGUCCUUGUAUGUAUUUAUUUACUGUGUUUCAAAAGUAAGAAAAAAAAUUAUUAAUAUAAAACCGUAUGAGAAAUGAAAUACUUUAAAAGAAGCUGGUAUUGGAUAUAUAACAGACUUUAAUGAUAUAAUUUAUUACCAAUAUCAAUGGAAGUUAUCUUAGUUUUUAUUUAUUUGAUAUGACCAAAAAUUAAAAUGCAAACCUUUACCUACAAGUAGACAUUUUAUUUUUUUAAACAUAUUGAAAAUAAAAAACAGUACUAUAGUUAAACAUUUUAAUACUCAGCACAACUAGAGAAUAGUUUUCGUUAUGACUUCCAUCACGAUAGCUAUUAGAAAUCACGAAUUACCGAAAAACAACAAUUAACAGUGUUUAACACGGUUUAUGUUUGUGGGGAACAAUUUAAGGAUACACAUUUUUGUGUUUAAAAGGUUAGUGAUACUAAAAUACAUAAUAUUAUAUGACUAAUUGUAUUCGAUUACGUUUAAAACGGCUUUUGAUUUUGAUUUUUAAUUUAAUAGUACUAUGAAAUUAUGCGUUUCAAUGACAGAAGAGCUCAAGAGUCCCUUGACACUGCAAUACGAAUACCGCCAAGCGCAUUUAGACAUUACGUCGAAAUUUCACUUGCAUUAGGAUUGCUGCUUUCGAGUAGUUGCAGCCCGUGUCGGCUCAUGACGCGAAUAAAGGGAGUUAAUAGUAAUAAUUAAAUCAUUACAAAGAUGGACUGAUCAUAGGAAACAGAACAGAUACCAGGAGUAGUCAGGGAUAGCAU